Messenger RNA from Pygocentrus nattereri (red-bellied piranha), 2443 nucleotides. RefSeq names its product Rh blood group, D antigen (gene rhd). Lineage: Eukaryota; Metazoa; Chordata; Actinopteri; Characiformes; Serrasalmidae. Gene Ontology annotation, cellular component: plasma membrane. Gene Ontology annotation, biological process: ammonium transmembrane transport; ammonium homeostasis. The coding region runs from base 83 to 1324 and encodes 413 amino acids. The record is from RefSeq and is a predicted model, not a curated record. The transcript has 10 exons. Gene Ontology annotation, molecular function: ammonium channel activity.
UUCCCCACCCUGGUCAGGAUAGCCCAGAGAGAAGUCCUAAGUGUAGACAUGCAGGAGUGGACAGAGAAGUAAACAGUCACUCAUGGCUCCUCGGUACGCUCCCAGUCUUUGGUCUCGGCUGCCUCCCUUGGCCAUAAUACUGCAAAUCAUCUUUAUUGUACUUUUUGCCUUUUUUGUGGAAAUCGAAGAUCUUUCAAAGACGGAUGAAGAAGAGUUUCUUAAUUCAUAUGCAGUCUUUCAGGAUGUCCAUGUUAUUGUGUUCCUGGGUUUCGGCUUCUUGGCCACGUUUCUGGUCCGCUACGGCUUCAGCAGUGUGGGCUUCAGCAUGCUCAUAGCUGCCAUGGCUGUGCAGUGGGCCACUUUACUAAACGGCUUCCUACUGACUUCCCGCUCCAGCUGGACGAUUCGAAUCAAGAUGAAAAGCCUGGUUGAUGCUGAGUUCUGUGCGUGCUCAGCCCUCGUGGCCAUGGGUGCUGUCCACGGAAAGACCAAUCCUGUCCAGCUCCUGCUGAUGUCUCUCGUGGAGGUUACCGGUUUCGUGAUAAACCAGUGGCUCAUCCACAGUUUCUUUAAGACACUGCCCAGCACCAUGUCUCGUGCCAUGUCCCUUCACGUCUUUGGAGCUCUCUUUGGUGUGAUGACAUCGUGGGUGCUUUACCGUCCAGAGAAUGAGCUGAAGCAUGAGAAAGAGAAGUUCAGCAGUAAAUCUGGCUUAUUUGCCAUGUUAGGGACUUUGUUCCUGUGGAUGUUCUGGCCUAGUUUUAACUUGGCACUGGUUAUGAAUAAAAUCAUAGCAUAUGGCACAUAUCUGUCCUUGGCAGUCAGUGUUGUCACGGCGAUGGCCGUCUCUGUGCUGUCCAGCCCCAGAGGGAAAAUCAACUUGGUGCAUGUUCAGGGCUCCAUCCUGGCUGGCGCUGUUGCCAUUGGGGCUGCCAUGACUACAGUUCCAUGGAUGGACAUGACGAUUGGCUUCUGUGCUUCUCUCUUUUCAGUGCUGGGAUUUCGAUAUUUGAAGGGUCAUGUCCUGAUUGCCUUUGAGUGCCACGACACCUGCGGUGUCCUGAACGUACACGCUAUUCCAGGAAUUCUGGGAUGGUUUGCCUAUGUUGUCAUAUGGCUAUCCAGAGCUAAUGACACCACAGAUGCUAUCAGGUUUGCAGUGCAUAACAUCUGUAUAUUGCUCAUGACAGUCAGCAUGAGCCUGGCUUUGGGCACCAUCACAGGAAUUCUCCUCAAAUGGAACCUUUGGAGACCACAGCAGGACAGAAAGUGCUUCGAUGACCAGACAUUCUGGGAGUUUCCACAUUUAGCCGUGCGCAAGUGAGAGGAAAAGAAAUGGAAAGGAUUCGAGGAAAAUGAGGAUUCAAUAAUGGCCUGUGUUUGAGUUUUCUGUAUAGCGUUAUGCAAAAGUUUGGACGCCCCUGCUCAAAUGACACAUUUUGUAGACUGUCUGAUGAAAGUGAACAUGUGCUCCGCACACUUCUGCACUUCUUUUGUGUUUUAGUGUCAGCAAACAAAAAGAAAUUGUGCACUUAAAUCUGCAGAAAGCUUUUGUUUGUUCUCUGUAGAGGAUUUUCUUAGAAAAUCAACACCACGUGACAUUUGACAGGGGUGUUCAAACUUUUGCAUACAAUUGUGUGUGUGUGUGUGUGUGUAGGUUUGUCUGAGUAAACAUUCAACCAGCAAUUCACUUGCACAACAAACAAAACGCUUUCUAAAAUGAAGCAUGAUUGAAUUACUUAAGUGCUGCCAGUGUUCAUAGUAAGGCUCUUGUUCUUACUGGAUUGUGGCAGUUUGUGAGCAGGAUUAUGCUUCUUUCCAAGGGCAGCUUACUUUGCCUUGCAUAUGAAGUGGAGAGAGAUGUUUCUGCUACGUUGGCAUCUCAAAGUUUGGAAUCAUUUCUCAUAUUAAUGUAAUUUUAUUCACUAAUUUAUUAAAUAAUACUUCACACAGUGUGGAUAGACAGCAGAAGGCAUUUCAAAAUGUUUUGGGGAAUAGCAAAGAGUUACCAAAGGAUAAAUAAUAACACUGUAUUUACUAAUUUAUUGUAAUUUCUCGAUAGGUUAUCUGCCUUGAGGUUUGAUCACCGUGUAUUAGAUGUGAGGCACUCAGAAUGUAACUUUAGUAUAACUUCAUUCUCAAAGUUAUACAACUUUCUCAGUCACUAUGGAAUCAUCUACAGUUCCGUUUAAUAUUCUGAACCCAUCUAACACUCCCCUCUAUUUUCCAGCUUCCUUCUAAUGAGCUGAAAUCCAUUAAGCUGUAGAUUAGUAUAACACUGUAGAAUCAUUUCAUACAUUUACCCACAGCAUUUGUUUAUUGUUUGAAAACAAAAGAUCCCAAACUUUUGAAUUGGUUCCAAACAUUUGAGCGCUAGCGUGUAUUUAUUCUGUGCUGUAGUCAAAUUUGGUCAAUUUCUGAUUCAUUAAAGGAAUACUACCAA